Molecule: messenger RNA, 765 nt
Organism: Morchella sextelata
Lineage: Eukaryota; Fungi; Ascomycota; Pezizomycetes; Pezizales; Morchellaceae
Exons: 5
Coding region: 1-765 (254 amino acids)
Source: RefSeq, a predicted model, not a curated record
AUGAUUUCAACCCCUCUAGUCCUAACGUUUUUAACGUUCCUUCUCAACCUUGUGAACGCAAGUCCUGAUAGGACAACAAGAACCAGGCCUACUCCUACUCCAACCAGGUGUGUCCCUACUGCUACUGAAACAGCACCGGGAACUAUAUCAUACCCUCAAUGGCCUAGCGCUGGUCCUGGAGAAGGAAACUCUCUCUCCUGGAGCGUAAACUGGGUUUUCAUCGCCUGCUCCGUCUACACCAGCAGCAGCUGCACCGGCGACACCACCGGCUGCGACCCCUCCUGCUGCAACAAAGGAAGCUGCGGUCUCUCCUCCUCCACAAACCUUCUCCUCUCCCCGAGUCCUUCCUCACCUUACUACACCAUCUCUGCACUCGCCCCGUCAACGGCCUUCACACUCUUUGACGUGACCUUCACCACCGGCUACUUCCUCCCUCAAUAUCCAUCCGUCACUAUCGAGAUCACUGGAACCCGUGCCGAUGGGACUGUUCUUGCCCCGCAGAGCUUCAUUAUUAAUAAGCCAUAUGGUACUUUCUACACCACUGUGGCCAAGAAUCUGGUGCAGAUGGGGCUCGGGAAUGUGAAGGAGUUGAGAUUCCUGGCGUACUACACAGACGGGGACGGAAGCGGUGGCCCGAUUAGAUACGAGGCUUAUACGCCGCGUUGCAGGAGAGGAUACCGGAGGAGGGCAGAAGUUGAGGAAAGAGACGGGGGCAAAAGUAAUAUCGUGAUUGGGAGUAAGAACGGAGAGAAUGACUGGAAUUGA